AUGGAAGAUGAGAUGGAGAAAUUGUGGUUGCCCUUUAAACUAUCAGAGGAGGAACAAUCAGAUCUACAAAUUACUAAUAAUGAUUAUGGAAUUCUAAACAAGAAGCCGCUGACGAAAAGAUCCUUCAAUAAGGCGGUCUUUAAGAGCACAAUGAAAUUGGAUUGGAACUCUCUGAGCACAAUAGUCCAAGACUUGGCUGAUAACUUGUUCUUAAUUCAGUUUACUAAUAUGCUGUACAAGAGAAAAGUGCUUGAAAGGAUGCCAUGGUCAUUUGAUAAUCAUCUUGUGCUAUUAAUGGAAUAUGAUGGCAAUAUACAAGCGUCAAAGGUGCAAAUCAGUCGAUGCCCAUUCUGGAUUCAAGUCUAUAGUUUGCCUCUUAACAGAAAGUUUCUGCGUAUCAAAGUAGAGUUGGAUGUGUCAAAAGCUCUCAUUAGGAGCAUGAAUGUCAAAGGAAUGGAUGUGAGACUAAGUUCACAUGACUUCUCCAACCGUAGACUUUCGCAAUUCGGUAAUUGGUUGAGAGCCAAUGGAGAGAAAUUCAAGAAAGGUCCCUUGAUUCAUAAAACCAAUCCAGGAGUUAGCAACGUAGAUAAAACGAUCGGAGUUGAAAGCAUAUCACCGGCAAUGACUUCCUCCUCUCCUCUAGAGAAGGUGGUUAAUGAGCCACUAAUUGAGGGCAUGAUAAGGAUUACUCCCAGGAAUCUAAGCGAUUUCAAAGGCCAAGAUUCAGGGGUAAAUACAAAACUGAUAGGCGGUCAAUUAGGCAUUCAAUUGGUUUCCUUGGAUGAUACUCCAAUGGAUAUAUCUGUUGGAAAAAUUCAAACUGAAGCGGUAAGAGAAGAAGAUGCAUUGUUAGAUUUCAACAAUAAUGAUAUUGCUGCUAGUCUGAAUAUAUGUACAAAGAGUAUCUAUGGAAAAGUUAUGGCUAUCAAAAUGGAGAUUAAGGAUAUGUGGAAGAAUCAAGUUCUAGCCAAUUUAUCUUUUGAUUCAACCUUCUUUUGGGAUCAAGUAGAUGGAUUGUCAAGGGAGCUCUAUACUAUAGAGAUCACUUUAAAAAUUGCAAAUAACUUUGAUAAGAGUGAAGUGGUGGAGAUCAAGGAAAUCAUUGGAGAAGAGAUGGUUUUUGUGUCCCUCCCAACUGUUCGAUAUGUGGAUCAUCAUGGUAGUUAUCUAGAUGACCUUAAUCUCAGGAAUUUUAAAGUGAAAAGUAAAGAUAUAGUUCAAGCUGUAAGGCAACCGGUGGAAGUGGAGUCCUCAAUAAUGAGCCAAAAUCUUUUAUCUCAGCCCAACAAGAGAUUGGAUCCAAAUGAGUUAGUACCUACCAUUAGGCUUGAUGUGGCAACUGUUGAGCCCUUCUUAACAGACCAAAAUCUUUUUCCUAAGCCUGCCAAGGACGAUAUGAAGCUAAUUGAGGUAGGUCUUGACUUGGAUGGAGUUUCUAAUUUCAAUUUGGGUCUUACCCAACCCAUUGACGUGAAUAUUAUUAAAGCAAAGAAUGCAAAGGAAGGUAAAGGUAAGAAGGCUUCCUCUCUUAAUCCAACGGGCUCCCUAAACCUAAAUCAAACCAAGCCAUCAAUGCAGUGCUCUAAAAAACUUAAGAGGAGGAAGAAAGGUAAAUGGGUUAUAGGAGCAUCGACAUUGACCAAGGAGGAGAAUUGGGAGAUCUAA
Messenger RNA from Ilex paraguariensis (yerba mate), 1668 nucleotides. NCBI's taxonomy places the organism in Eukaryota, Viridiplantae, Streptophyta, Magnoliopsida, Aquifoliales, Aquifoliaceae. The record is from the annotation of a GenBank genome assembly.